This is a messenger RNA of Anopheles gambiae (African malaria mosquito), 2393 nucleotides long. RefSeq names its product calcium-independent phospholipase A2-gamma. Gene Ontology annotation, cellular component: membrane. Lineage: Eukaryota; Metazoa; Arthropoda; Insecta; Diptera; Culicidae. The record is from RefSeq and is a predicted model, not a curated record. The coding region runs from base 600 to 2006 and encodes 468 amino acids. Gene Ontology annotation, biological process: arachidonate metabolic process. The transcript is spliced from 5 exons.
GCGUCAAAGUAGAAAAAUUUCUAUUUCGACGCACGUCGUGAUGCGUCUGUCAAAAUGGUUCAAUCAUAUCGGGUGAAAAUCGAUAUUUUUUCACGUUAAAUUGUUUCGAGCGCAAUUGGACGUGUAAUUGGACUACUAAAUAAUUUUAUUAACAAAACAAAAUAAAUGUAGAGAAAGUAAUUUCGUAAUUGCUGCAAAACAGGUGUGUGCGGGUCAGUAUGCAAUGUGCAAUAAUAAAGCGAAAACAUGCUUUGCACUGUUUUGAGCAGAACUGGAAAUGAUUUUACAGUUGUAAUUUAACAUUAUAAUCACAUCAGAACCUAUAAAUAAGAGGCAUUAUUGCUGUUUGUUGAUGUUUUUCUUUGUAAAAUGUGUUGACAUAUCCAUGCAGAACGCAGCGAACAGAUACCAGCGUGCGUCACGCAAUGCGUUGCGAUACGCUGCGUCGAAACAAGUACCAAGCCCUAAGUCGAGAACCGCGUAACUCGAGAGCAGACUGACAGAUAAAUCGGUAUUUCUGGUCACUCUGGUUGUAAACAAUUGUUUGGGAUUUGUUUUGGGAAAAUGUGUCGUAAUUUUUAACAAUUUUAGUAAAAGUAAUGUCCAGCUGGAGGACUGUUGGUAUCUGCUCGCCAAUACUUGCCAGCGGAAAGGUAUCGCGAUGCGUACCACAACAACAAUGGCAUCACAAUCGCCAACAAAAUCGUCAAAAUCAGUCACAAACUCGACAUGCUCUGCUGGAUUUGCGCCGCAAGGCAAUACCAGUUGAUCGGCAGCGGCAGGUACUGUACGAGCUGGUGGAAAAGUUUGAAAAGCUACCACAAGAGAAAGCGUUCGCGAUAGAGGAAGGCGCAAUCGAGCUGCUGAAGGAGCUGGAACACUCCACCGAUCCUGCCAUAAGGCAGCAUGCGAAGCUCGGUUUGGCGCUGCUCGGGUACGUCCCACCGUUGUCAAGCGAGGGGAUACGCAUCCUGAGCAUUGACGGGGGAGGCAUCCGCGGUAUAAUCGUGAUGGAACUGCUACGCAAACUGGAACGACUCACGAAUCGAAGAAUAUUCGAUCUGUUCGAUCUAGUAUGCGGCGUCUCGACUGGAGCUAUAUUGGUUUGUGCGUUGGCCUCCGAGAAAGGGUUAACCCUUGCCGAAGGCAUUCACCUCUACAAAAAGAUAGCCUACAAAGUCUUCCAUCGCCCGACGACGCUGGAUAAACUUUCCGGAGCGUCGCGCCUGUUUUCGUCGCACGCUUACUACGAUAUCGAGCUGUGGGAAUCGCUACUGAAACGUCAUGUGGGCCACCGUCGCAUAAUCGACACGGUGAUGCUUCCAAAUGUGCCGAAGUUCUGCUGUAUAUCGACUACCGUUUGCGACGAGUACAUCGAUGCGCAUGUAUUCCGCAACUACACAUUCCCUCAGAACGUGCAGUCGGUGUACGCCGGGUCACACACCGCACGACUGUGGGAGGUAGUGCGAGCGUCAUCCGCCGCUCCGGCGUACUUUGGUGACUUCCCGCUGAACGGUCAGCUGCAUCAGGACGGUGGCAUACUGUACAACAAUCCUACCGCCGUGGCCAUCCACGAAGCCAAAUGUCUGUGGCCGAACGAUCGCAUCCAGUGUGUGGUGUCGUUCGGUACGGGACGAACGCGCGGCAAAUCGAACGAUGGUCAAAAAAUUAUAAGCCGUAAAAUACUCGACCAAGCUUCGUUGUCCAGCUCGUGGAAGACAAAGUUCCUGCGUAUUCUCGAUUCGGCCACCGACACGGAAGCGGCGCACACGGUGCUGAGCGAUCUGCUACCGGCCGGUCACUAUUUCCGUUUCAAUCCGUACCUUACCGAGUUCCUGUCGAUGGUUGAGGUGCGGCCGGAAAAGAUUGCCCAGCUGGAGAAGGAUACGGCAAUGUACUAUGCGCGCAAUGAGGACAAGUUCGAGCAGGUUGCUGACCUGCUGCUGCGCAAGCGAUCGAUCGCACGCAAAGCGUACGAUGUGGCACGCUACGUUUUCUAUCGCUAGUGUUUCUUGAAAAGUGUUUUUGCUGCUAAUUGCCAAAGAGAUUCUGCUAGUAUUGGUAGCGUCAGGGCAGAAGGUGAAUGUUGUUAUAACAUGAUAACAACAGAUUUUGUGUUUCUCGUUUGCUUGUAUGAAUCUUUUAGUUGCUGUACUACAGUCACUACUGACAUACCUCUCAGUGAAGGUGAACAAUUCAGGUUUUAUUUCGGUAUUACAUCUUUUUAGUAUUUUAGUAUUGCUAAGCUUGUUUGGAUCCCCGUAUAACGACUGUCCAUGGAUAUAUUUUGUUUUGCGAUUGUGUGUAAAUGUUUGGUUUAUGUUUGUAAAUUGCAAAUAAAGUUCUGUGACGUGUAAGAGUGAUCUUAAACGUAAUUAGAAUGAUUCACAACA